AAAAGAGGUUGACCUGGAGGGAAAAAAACAUUUGCAUUCGCUUGAUGCUUCUUAUAUAUUUGUAUGAUAAACAAACUGUUGAUAAUUCGUGCACUAGAUAAGAUAGAGCUCAUGUCAGCUCGCAAGCUAAAAUGUGGAAGAUAACGUUUAUGCUGUUGUUUCUGCUGACGUCAAUCCACACAACAACAGGUGCCGAUUAUUUGGACAUUACUGAAGUAAGACUUGUAGAUGGCAAUAGUACAUUUAGCGGACGUGUUGAGAUCAAGGUUGACGGUGUUUGGGGAACAAUCUGUGAUGACAAUUUCGACAUGGAUGAUGCCAAGGUUAUAUGUAGAACACUGAAUCUGACAGCAACAUCAUUCUUUACAGGAGCACAUUAUGGGCAAGGUAAAGGGCCAGUAUUUGCUCAAAGGUUUCGUUGCUAUGGACAUGAAAGUCACCUUAGAGAUUGUCGCUUCGACCCCAAUACUUUUUGUUCUCAUUCACGGGACAUUGGGGUAAUCUGCACAGAAUGUGGGGAAAUCGACAUUAAAAAUGGAAUCAUUUACUUAAUAUCAUCAAAUGGUUCGGUUCUCACAGCGUCUUGUGUUACUGGCUACCAGACAAACACACACACAAGUGUAUGCCAAACUAAUGGAACAUGGUCAAACGACAUUACGUGUGCAACAUCUGGGUAUCCCUUGAACAUUACUGGCCUACGGCUUGUCAGUGGUAUAGGUCUAACUGAUGGUAUUGUCGAGCUGAAGGUCAAUGGCACUUGGGGACAGAUUUGUCGUAACAGCUUUGAAAGCAGCAAUGCAAAAGUGAUAUGCAGGAUGCUCGGAUUUAACUACUUCAGAUACGAUUCUUGGAAUCAGUUAACAAGCACUUCAAACCUUUAUCAUUUAGACAAUCUUGAUUGUAUAGGAACGGAGGAUCACAUAAACGAAUGUUUAUACGAUGUUCGUCAAACGUGUUCGAGUAUAUAUCCAAUCGACGUUGAGUGUAAAUAUCCUUAUAAUAUAACAGAAGUUAGGCUUGUCGGAGGAACAGGUCCAUAUGACGGUCGAGUUGAAGUUAAAAUUGCUGAUGGCUGGGGAACUGUUUGCAGUAGAAAGAUCGGACAAUAUGAUGCCGAUACUUUAUGUAAAUCAAUGGAUUUAACAUUGACACACUACUUUCCAAAUCCUUAUGUUUACGGACAAGGAACAGGUGAUAUAUACAUCGGUGUUAUAAGGUGUUCUUCUGCAAAUACUCAUAUAAAUCAAUGUAGUUUUCUACCCCCAAGACGAGACUAUUGCUCUCACAAUUAUGAUGUUUCAUUAGUGUGUACACCUUGUGGUAAACCGACAAUACAAUAUGGAUCUUUUGAUUCUUUUAAUGGUACUGUACUGACUGCAAAGUGCGGCGUUGGCUAUCAACCAGAAAAAAUAACAUUUGAUUGUCUUGCGAAUGGGACUUGGUUGCAAAAUGACAAAUGUUCAUCAAAAUAUUCUUGUGCUAAUCCGUUAGAAAUACGGGAUAUGAUGCUUAUCGGAUAUGGUCCUCAUGGUCUUCACGAAUAUAGUCCAUACUACGAGGGUCGUGUUGAAAUUAAAGUUGAUGAUAUUCGGUUAACUAUUUGUAGCCACAACUUUACUAUUGCAGAGGCGAACGUCAUUUGUCGGUAUACCAUGCCUAUAUCUGGAUUGCGUCUUGCCGGUACAAAUGGACCAUAUCAUGGAAGAGUCGAAGUUAAUAAUGUUUUAGGCAAAUGGGGAACAAUCUGUAUAUUCAACACCAAUUCAGCAAAUGUUAUAUGCAAUAUGUUUGGAUUACGGUAA
Ruditapes philippinarum (Manila clam) is the source of this 1802-nucleotide messenger RNA. Its product is annotated as scavenger receptor cysteine-rich type 1 protein M130-like. The transcript is spliced from 13 exons. NCBI's taxonomy places the organism in Eukaryota, Metazoa, Mollusca, Bivalvia, Venerida, Veneridae. Bases 132 to 1802 code for a protein of 556 amino acids. Gene Ontology annotation, cellular component: membrane. The record is from RefSeq and is a predicted model, not a curated record.